AUGUCCACCUUCUCCGCCCAACCUAUCGUCAUUGACGGCAAAGGACACCUUUUAGGUCGUCUUGCUUCCAUCAUCUCCAAACAGAUCCUCUCUGGCCAAAAGGUCACCGUUGUACGAUGUGAGGAGAUCAACAUUUCCGGUUCAUUCUUCAGAAACAAGUUGAAGUACCACAACUACUUGCACAAAAGACAUAUCGUCAACCCCAAGAAAUCUGGUCCUUUCCAUUUCCGAGCACCUUCUCGAAUCCUUUUCAAAGCUGUACGAGGUAUGGUCCCCCACAAAUCAUCCCGAGGUGCCGCCGCCCUCAAACGACUUGAAUUGUACGAGGGUGUUCCCCCAGCUCAAGACAAAGUAAAGAAGAUGGUUGUCCCCGCUGCUCUCCGAGUACUCAGACUCAAGCCCGGACGAAAAUUCUGUACUCUCAAGAGACUUUCAGCCGAGGUCGGAUGGCAAUACAAGGAUGUCGUUGACAGACUCGAGGAGAAGAGAAAGGUUAAGGGACAAGCUUACUUCGAGCGAAAGCAAGCCACUCUUAAACUUAGAGCCAAGGCUGACGCUUCCGUCGCUAAAAACGAGACUCUCACUCAAUUCGGUUACUAA
Messenger RNA from Kwoniella shivajii, 600 nucleotides. RefSeq names its product ribosomal protein L13. The coding region runs from base 1 to 600 and encodes 199 amino acids. Gene Ontology annotation, molecular function: structural constituent of ribosome; mRNA binding. The record is from RefSeq and is a predicted model, not a curated record. Gene Ontology annotation, cellular component: ribosome; cytosolic large ribosomal subunit. The transcript has 4 exons. Gene Ontology annotation, biological process: negative regulation of translation; translation. Lineage: Eukaryota; Fungi; Basidiomycota; Tremellomycetes; Tremellales; Cryptococcaceae.